CAUUAUUAUUAUUAUGUCUUCAAUUUCAAGAAAUUGACAGAACUCUCUCUCUCUCAUGUUCAUGUCUUCUUCUCUCUAACUCUCGCAGAAGCCCAUGUCCAUUUUUGGACCAGAAACUGCAGGUUUGUUAUUGGCUUCAAAUUCAACUAUUUCCACUAUGAUCAAACAAUUUCUCGCAAAAAUCCCUCGUAAAUCGUCAAAAGCCAAUGCAACAGAUGCUGAUGGAGGUAGUUCUUCAAGUAGUGUUACAACGGAUGUGGGCAACAAUGGCUUCAUCAACACUUAUAAUGCCAUUUCAAGUCGAUUAAACACAGUUAAAAAGAUGUCUUCCUCAAUUUUUCCUGCAAGCAUCAUGCCAGCGGGCGAAAUGAUUGAUCCUCAAAUACCUUUUAAAGAUGUCCAAAAUUCAGAGAAGCUGAGACUUCUCAUCAGUAAGUUGAAUCUUUGUUCAAAAUUAUAUGAUUUUCAAGAUCAAGCUCAAGAUUCUGUGGAGAAAGACAUAAAGCGCCAAACUUUAGUAGAAAUUAUCGAUUUUCUCUCAUCCGAAUCUGCUAAACUUAGUGAACCUGCAAUGUUUGCCAUUUGUAAAAUGUGUGGAAACAAUCUUUUUCGCGAUUUCCCUCCAAAAAACUCUGUUUAUUCACCUCGUGGUGAAACAGAAGAUGAAGAACCGUCUUUUGAUCCAGCAUGGUCACAUUUACACCUUGUAUAUGAAAUACUCCUUCGAUUUCUCAGUCAAACUUCUCUUGAUCCAAAAGUUGCCAAACAGUAUAUCGACCAUUCUUUCAUAUUAAGAUUACUUGAUCUAUUUGAUACUGAAGAUCCUAGAGAACGAGACUGUUUAAAAGCCAUUCUACAUAGGGUUUAUGGUAAAUUCAUGGUUCACAGACCCUUUAUUCGGAUGGUUGUCAGCAACAUCAUAUACCGUUUUGUUUUUGAAACCGAAAAACACAAUGGGAUUGCAGAAUUAUUGGAGAUUUUUGGUAGUGUGAUUAGUGGAUUCGCUUUGCCAUUAAAGAAAGAACACAAGAUGUUUUUAUUAAGGGCUCUUGUUCCUCUGCACAAACCCAAGUCUGUGGGCGUGUAUCAUCACCAGCUAACUUACUGUAUUGUUCAGUUCAUAGAGAAAGAACCGAAACUUUCGAGUGCUGUUAUAAUGGGGCUGCUGAAGUUUUGGCCAGUUACAAGUAGCCAGAAACAGUUGAUGUUCUUAAGUGAGUUGGAAGAGUUGCUUGAAAUGAUUCAUACCGAUGAGUUUGAGAAGGUUAUGGUUCCAUUGUUUCGCCGAAUAGAUUGCUGUCUUCGCAGUUCCCAUUUCCAGGUGGCUGAGCGAGCACAUUUCUUAUGGAACAAUGAGCACGUACUACAUCUCAUCAUGUAUAACCGCCAGGUGAUAAUGCCGCUAGUCUUCUCGUCCUUAGAGCGGAACUCCCAAACCCAUUGGAGCCGCACCGUGCUCAACCUUGCACAAAACAUGAUGAAAAUGUUGAACGAUGUGGAUCAAGAGUUAGUGGUUUCGUGCCAAGGGCAGUCAGAGGAGGACAAGUCAACCUCAACUGUGGUGGCUGAGAGGCGGCGGUUGACAUGGGAACGCCUUGAAAACAUUGCCGCUUUUCAACCCGUCGUUGGAAAUGUUUCAAUUUUGGAAGAAACAGCACCGUGUAUCGUCUCUUGCUAGAAAAGUUGUUCAAAUUUGCUCAUCAGGAAACCGGUUCUGCACUAGAUUUCUUCUUGUUUUUUUUUUCCGAAUAGAGAAGAGCGAAGCCGGGCCUCUGUGUCUGCCUAGUUAUUUAUGAAGCUUAACGGACGUCCUUAGGAUUGUUUGAGGAUGUUCUUGUUCGAUGAAAAUAAGGAGUAUUAAUUUGUCACUUGUUUGAACACACUUUUUUGUUGUGUAUGAAUUUGGUUCUAUGAAUCCUAAAAAUUAGUCUA
Cynara cardunculus var. scolymus (artichoke) is the source of this 1932-nucleotide messenger RNA. Its product is annotated as serine/threonine protein phosphatase 2A 57 kDa regulatory subunit B' kappa isoform-like. Gene Ontology annotation, molecular function: protein phosphatase regulator activity. The record is from RefSeq and is a predicted model, not a curated record. Gene Ontology annotation, biological process: signal transduction. Lineage: Eukaryota; Viridiplantae; Streptophyta; Magnoliopsida; Asterales; Asteraceae. Gene Ontology annotation, cellular component: protein phosphatase type 2A complex. The coding region runs from base 95 to 1678 and encodes 527 amino acids. The transcript is spliced from 3 exons.